This is a messenger RNA of Chilo suppressalis (striped riceborer), 2215 nucleotides long. NCBI's taxonomy places the organism in Eukaryota, Metazoa, Arthropoda, Insecta, Lepidoptera, Crambidae. The record is from the annotation of a GenBank genome assembly.
CUGUGGUCCAUGUCAUGUCAUAUUCCCAAAACAAACACACAUUUUUCAUUGUUUUGUUUUAAAAUUAGAUCUCAUUAUGGCAAAAUUCUCUUUAGAUGAUAGUGAAGAGUAUUAUAUAAAACUGUCCGAUCAACCAAAACGAUUCGAUGCCGAUAGUCCUGUUACGAACGUGUUUUUCGAUGACACCAAUGGCCAGGUAUUUACCGUCAGAUCAGGAGGCGUGACUGGAGUAACUGUUAUAGGAAUGGAUAACUCUAAGAAUACGUCUUUCCGAAUGGAAGACAGAGGUCCAAUAAUUUCCAUAAAAUUCUCUCCUGACCAUAAAAUACUGGCCAUUCAAAGAAACCAUGAGAGUCAAAACCCUGUUAUAGAAUUUGUGAACUUCAAAGAUUUAGCACCUACCAAUGUGGAAUAUUCUCAUACUUGCAAAUGGAAAAAUGCCAAACUUGUUGGCUUUGUGUGGCCUAAAGCUAAUGAGAUUGCAUUUGUGACAGACCAUGGUAUAGAGCUAUUGCAGGUUUUGCCUGAAAAAAAGCAGUUGAAGAGUUUAAAAAGCACUUCUUUCAGUGGAGCCUGGUUUUCCUGGUGCGCCUUAAGCAACAUAGUUCUACUUGCCGGCAACAAUGGAGCUCUACUACAGCCGUUCUUAUUAAACAACUCCAGCAUCACAAAACUGCAGAAACUUGAAUUGGAUGCUGCUAGACCUGUGGUAGAAAGAGAUGUGUUUCUGCUACGAUUAUGUGACGCUACAUGGUGCGCCGUAUUCCGUCACGGUGUGACCACAAACGUCACUGCACCAGGACCCACUGAAGUCUGGUUGUUACUAGUGUCGGGUACAGUUUCACACAGCACGCACAUAUUGAAGACCGGUUUAGUGGGCCGGUUCGCUGUCAAUGUCGUUGAUGAUCUUGUGGUUGUUCAUCAUCAGUCGUCGCAGACAUCGCUGCUGUUCGAUAUCGCAGAGACCGUGGGCACGGAUGGUCACGUGGGGCAGGUGUCCCACGCGCCGCUGCUGCCCCCCGCGCCGCUGCGGCCCGCGCGAGUGCCCGACCUGUGCCCCAUGUACUCGAGCAACUGGGUGGUGUUCCAACCGGACUAUAUCAUCGACGCGCGCCUCGGGUGCCUGUGGCGAGUCACCUUGGUACCCUCCGCUUUAGCUCACAACAUACCGAAGGACGACAUACCCAGGAUUGUAGCAGUGCUGCUUCGAAGGUCAGAUUCCGAAGACACCAUAUACAGGAUACUGGUCCAACUGGUUGAGAAUACUGACUCAUAUCUUGUCGAAUUAACGAAGGUCUUUGAUGAAAUCAACAGCGUUUAUAAACAAUGGGCGGAAUGUGAAAUGGCACGGAGUGUAGCGGGAGUGGGAGGCAAUGCAGGGACAGAAGUCGGCUCCCGCACGCCCGUGGUGGUGUCGCAGACGGACUUCUGUACCCGAGUACUGCACGCGCGGGCUCAUAUGCCGAGAUUAGUACAGGUGGUGGCAGCAUACGCUGCGUCGCUGUGGCGGCAAGGGCUCGUGGUCCAGCAGCCCGUAGCCGAGGCCUGCGUCCGCGUGCUGGUGUCCCACGGGCGGGGCGGCCGGCUGCGGGCGCUGGUGCGGCGACGCUGCCUGCCCGACUCCAGGCCCCUCGCCUGCCAGCUGCUGGCCCUGGGGGAGCUGCAGCUGGCGCUCGACAUGAUGGCCCGCCUGCAGCGCACCGCGGACAUAGUGGAAGUGCUCCUCGGGUGGGACGAGCCGGUAGCCGCAGCGGGCGUAUCCAGAUCCUCAGGCGGGGUCCCGGUCCCGGUCCCGGCUCGCAAGCUGUUGGCGGCGGCGCGGCCCCGCCCCCCGCACACUUUCCUGGCGCUCUACCACGCGCUGCAGCUGCAGCCCGUCACCUCCGCGCCAGGUGAACAGUGUGACAUAUAUGACGAGUAUUAUAAACAACUGACAUCAGAACAGACAUCAUAGCAUGGAUUUUUAUAGUUAAUUACUUAAUAAAAGACUUGACACUCAUGCCUAUAAUGUAACUGUUACUGUAAAUUAAUAUAACCAGCAACAUAAAAUUGUAACCGUUAAUAAAUUCCUGACUGAAUUAUUAAAAUAGAGAUUUAUCAUCAAGUAAGAAAUUAAUCAUAAUAAAAAUGAUACCUAUUAUGUUAUGUUAUUGUAAGUGAGAGUAUUUAAGAUUAUGUAAAUGUAUAUGUUGUUAUGAAUAAAAUGUUGACUCUC